Ogataea polymorpha is the source of this 611-nucleotide messenger RNA. RefSeq lists its product as uncharacterized. Bases 431 to 592 code for a protein of 53 amino acids. The transcript has a single exon. Lineage: Eukaryota; Fungi; Ascomycota; Pichiomycetes; Pichiales; Pichiaceae. The record is from RefSeq and is a predicted model, not a curated record.
GGGGGGGAUGCAGCAUGCAUAUGCAUCUUGGAUAGUGUGCAAUCGGGCGGUCGGCUGAAAACCGAAAAGGACAUUCCGGUUUGCUUACGGGGGGAAUUUCUAAUUGCAUCGCGUCGGUAGGUCCGAAGGCUGCGGCGGUUUUAUGGCGCUGUCUGUUAUACACCGUUUGUAAAAAAAACGCAUUGUGUGCUGUUGACAGCUGCAUGCUCGAACGCUCGAUUCAACCGCAGUCGCAUGCCGUCGGCUAAGCCGAGCCGACGGGAACUCCGGCCGACCUCCACGUCACAAUACAAGUCAAGUUUGCCACAACGCGGCCUCGCGAAGAUCGUUUGUGCCACCGUUGGGCCAGCCCACUGUGCAUACACCGCGGAAAAGCCGAUCGGUACGCGAGACAGGUGGGCGCGACUGUGCCAAACGUGAAUACGCGGGAAUGGCAGGCGCAGACAGAGAGGCUCGGGACACGCGAGCGCGGCAAAGAAGGUUGCUGUUUACGGCGGGCGAUGGUGGACAGAGGGGUUUGAAACGCAACCGCAGUAAGGCGGUGUUUUUACAUUUUCGAGGAACUUCCGUCGGCAGAACCACAAAAUUUUAGCUGUGCGUCUGGCAACUUA